Molecule: messenger RNA, 4062 nt
Organism: Solea senegalensis (Senegalese sole)
Lineage: Eukaryota; Metazoa; Chordata; Actinopteri; Pleuronectiformes; Soleidae
Exons: 6
Coding region: 1416-2105 (229 amino acids)
Source: RefSeq, a predicted model, not a curated record
UGAUAAAUUGUGACAAUGAAAUUAAAGUGAUUAUAUAACAUAGUAUAGUGUAUAAUAUCGUGUAUUUGUGCGUAACUCUUAUCCGUCUGAUAUCUUCAACACUUUCACCUGUAAAACAGGUGAAAGUGUUUCCUUCAUACAUGAAUACUUGAAUCUACACGGUGAACUACAAACAUACAUGAGUAGUCUGUCUAUUGAGUCUGUUUUGAGGCUCUAUAAUGUGCCCUUUGUAUAACAUAGAAACAAGUAUUAAUGCCCUCUUCAGUUUUCUUUUUGCCCCUGCUCUUCAGAAAGUCUGUGCACUCAAAGAUUGGAAUGAUCCGUAACAAUUUUGUAACUGUAACGAUGCAGCGCGUGACAACUGUAUCGCAGUACCAAACUUGAAAAAGUGGAAGUAGUGAGGAAAAAAAAUCCUCCACUAAAGUAAAGAUACAGCAUUUUAGUACAGUAGUGAAGUACAUGAUACAUCUCUGGUUUUUGGUGAGUUUAUCAUUUGUUAUGUGGUCACACUGAGUUGGGAGAUAGCAGGUCACGUGUGUGUGUGUGGUUUCCUUUCUCCUUCCUUUUGUAUCACAGUCACUGAGUCAUAUACCUUAUACUGUAUAGACUGCUGCUUCUUCCAUUUGAAGUUGUUGGGUUUGGGUAGAGCAGAAAAUCAUUACUUAGAAAACUAAAAGCAAUAUUUUCACAAUUGUUAAAUCUGUUACAUUCCACAGUAAAUUCUACACAUGAGCUUAUUUAGUGUUUUAAUAACAGCUGUCCAUGUUGUUAUUAACAAAGUACUGUAACUGUAUCCGGUGUAGCGUGUGUGAGUGUUAUGUAAUCUCUUUUGUGUCAGCACAUGAGUAUUGUCAACAUGAGUUUAUUCACAUUGUCAUAAUACUGAGGUUUGGAAGACGUGGAAUUCAGCUGCAAUUGUAAAAUGCAAUGAAACACACACACACACAUACACAUGGCUAACGUAGCCAUGUGUAUGUAGUAUCUAAAAUGUGACAAAACCAAGAAAUGUUUACAACAGCAACGUCACAAAAAACUCACAAAACUCUGGAAGAAGCUGAAGACACAGCUGUUACAUUAGAUUGUUCUUAACGCUCAUUAACAAGAUAAGAUAGUCCUUUAUUUAUCUCGCAGUGGGGAAAUGUACAUUGUUACAGCAGCAAGACAGUAAAGAUGAAGAUAAUAAACACGCAUUAAUAAAAAAGAUAUUGUAUUAUUUAUUAUACAUAUUUCCUGAAAUAUAACUCACAUUUAAGCACGUUGAAUGAGUGUAAGGUGACUUGUCAGUCUCCACAAGGAAGUGAUGAUAAUGCAUAACUUGCGUGAAGAGAGGCAUCUCAACAUGGGGGAGGGGAGGGGAGGAAUUAUCGAGCGAAGACUACGAGGUUCCAGAGAGAGACCGACCGCGAGCAGUCAAGAUGAUUGAACGAAGGACAUUGGUGCUGCUUACACUCGUCUUAUAUUGUGUUCCACGUCCAUCUCUUGCAUACAAACUAAACUGCACUUACAGUAAGACCCCUGAAGGCCACAUGUACAGCGUAUCACCUCCACCAAGUUGCAACGAAAAUGACCAAGCUGACUUUAGUUGGUCACAUAACAAGACAGUUUUGGCAACUCGCGAAACGAGGGUACCUGGAGUUGUGACGAGCAAUGUCACCACUGUGGUCAUAGACAGAUGUGUGUCCAAGAUGGAGUAUGAAGUAAUUUGUGAGGAUUUGCAGCACUACCCGGGUGUCUGUGAGCCCAACUGCAGUGCAAUUAAAGAGAAGUUCGAAGGUGAGGAUGUGCUACAAGUCACAGUCUCUGAGAUGAGAUCUUUGUUGGAAGCGACCAGUUUAGAAAGGGAAGCAGUGUUUGUGUCCUCCAUGCUACUGUGUCACAAGACUGUUUCUUUCAUCUCAAUUGUUUUUGUAGCUGACCACACCACCGUCAAGAUGGCUGUCUCUGAAGUUGUGAUUCUGGUGGUGGGGCUGGUGCUGGCGGUGGCUGGCGGGCUGAUCUAUAAAUUCAGAAAUUGCAUCAAAAGUGGUUGGGUGAAACUACGUGGUGUGAAAGAGACUGAGGGCACCUCGACUGUUGUCUACGUUAGCGAUGGACUAACACAAUGAGCUGAGACCUUCACCUCCACGUAAUUGGUGCUGACAGCCAGAGGUGCUGCCUUGAUCAUUUUCCUUCUUUCCUUACUCUGCGACUUCCUGAAAUUGUCUGACAGCAGAGAUAAGUUUUUACGCUUCAAUCAAACAAAUCAAACAUCUAUAAUAGGACUUUAAUAAUAUGGAUCGACUUUUUGCUUUUUUUCCACGUAUAUAAUCUUGGCAAUGGGACUAAUAUUUCUACUAUUUCUACAAACUAUCAAUGAAUUAGUGAUCAUUCAGGUCAAUCCUGUAUGUAAAUCAGAUUUACUUAACUGUGACCACAGUUGCCUUCAGACAUAUUUAUGACUGGACAUUUAUGACUCACAUUUCCCUUUUUUAAACACAAAAGAAAAAGAUUUUAAGGUUAUUUUUUUAAUCUCAUUUGACGACGCAUCUUCGGUCAGGAGCUGGCUGUGGGAUGCAAACAAAGCACAAACGAUAGUUUUAAAAGUGUAAAAGUAAUAUAUUGUACUGUUUACAUACUGUAGAAAGUUCCUGACGCUGUGGAAGCUCAUGGACUCUUUGCUGGGCCAGAGCGUGCACUCUGAGGACCAAAGCUUAGCAGCAAUAAUACUGUAACGCUCCCAAAACUAUUUAUAGAAUAUAUAUAUGUAGUAUAUAUUAUACUACAUUAACUAUUUAGUAUCAUAUAUUUAAUGAUGUAUUUAAUAUUUAUAUAAAAAGCAUGUUUAUAGUGUGGGACAAUGCACAUAAUAUAGUUAUAAUAUACCCCUAUACACAUAUACAUAUACACAUUAUAUAUAAAUAUAUAUAUAUAUAUACAUGUGGUAAAGCAUUACCUCCUUGAUGGAGGAAUAAUACAUACAGUAUAAACACUAUAUGGAGUUGAUCUGCCUUCUGCGGCCAUAAAAGCUUGCACAACUCUUGGAAGAACCUUCCUCAAAAUGUUUCCACAAAAGUUGCCUUAGAGAUUGUCCUUCAUUGGAGAUAAGAUAUAUUAUAAAAGAAUAAUAUUAUAUAAUAAUAGGAAAGGGUUAGUGUUAAAGGAUGUAUGGUUGUUCUGGAUCAAACUGUGUUGUGAGCCUUUUAUGUCCACUUAUUUAAUGUCCCUGUCUUAAGCUAUUUAACUUGAUUAUUCCUUUUUUUCUGUUAACAAAAUCAUGUUUCACUGUCUUUUCUUACUUCUAAUCAAUAGAAAUGCACCAAAAAAAAAGGUCUCUUGUUUUUAUUGUUUCUGUGGGUGUGGUUUUGAUUGUCUGCUGAUUUUUUUGGGCCAAUCGAGAAGAGGCUGAUGGUGUCACUUGUGAGAAAGUGAAGUUUGUUUAAAGAUUCAGAUUGGAGGUCACUGUUUACUCACACAAUAUGAGAAAGUCAUAGGUUGUUAAUGAAAUAACUUCUUUAAGUUUAUAAAGUGACAAAACCGUCACUGUGGUGGAUAUGCAGGUGUUACAGUAUCAUGACGAUGAUACUGCAUGUGGUAUUUCGGUAAGAGAGCUGUGAGUUGGUAUCUGAGAGGAAACUCUCCGAUGGUUUUUUAGGUUUGUUGAGCCUGUCGUGUUUGUACAGUAACUCGUGAUUUGGCCCUUUCUUCAAGGUUCUGUAUAUUGCACAUUCUUAUAGCCUCUGUAUAAACUGUGUGUUUAAACAUAAAGAAACAAUACUGCGAUAUGUGUGGUAUGUGAGGCUAAAUAUGGUCUUUAGAUAAUAGAUCAGUAUCAGUAAGACAACUGUGGGUAUUAAUUAAAGUGUAUGUGUCAACUAAAGGGUGUGGCUCACCUGGCUGAGCGGGUCACUGCCGGUUCUGUUGUAAAUGUGUGUGAUCGACCCAGUAUUUGCUCACUGCUGUCGCUGAAAACUUCCCUGACUGGUUAGUUGACCCCUGCAGUUGUUCAUGAGUUCUGUUCACUGUGCAUAAAGAUGAGUUUGGGCUUGUGACUUGAAUAAACUUAAACUCAGCAGUUGUCAGACA